Molecule: messenger RNA, 1329 nt
Organism: Naegleria fowleri
Lineage: Eukaryota; Heterolobosea; Eutetramitea; Acrasida; Naegleriidae
Exons: 1
Coding region: 1-1329 (442 amino acids)
Source: RefSeq, a predicted model, not a curated record
AUGACCAAUCUAUCCAUUGCGAGUAAUCGCUCUUCAAUCCUCUCUGAUUUAAAUGUUUCGGGAAUUUCUGAUCAUGGAUUUGCUAUGGAAGAGAAGAGGAAUCCAUUAAAGAGACCUCAAUCAGCUCUCUCCACGACUGGAAGGGCAAAAAGAGCCCUGGAAGAUAUGGAACAAGAUGAAAUUCUAUCGAUUAAAUCGAUCCGUAGCCCAACUAGACCCACCUCUGCUGUUCCGAAAGUUGCAUCCUCACGCCUACUCGCAGAAAACUCCAAAGAUUCCAUUCAUAUAACCAACAGAAUUGACACAGAUUUAUUGAGCGAACCAGUUAGUUCGAGGUCCUCUCGAAGAAGUGUUCAUUCUUCCAUGUCGGUUCGUCAUGAGGACGAGAAGGAACCAAAACAACAAUCAUACUUUUAUACAAUAGCUAAAAAAGCACCAAUUGUUGAGCGACCUGGAUCCUCUCCCUUAUUCAAACGAGGAAGAGGGGAUGUUCGUUCAAAAACUUCGUCCGAAUUGUAUGAUGAAAACUUUGACAAGAUGGUAAAAAAAGACGAGUCAAAUCAAGCAAUAAGCAACCAAUGGCACCAAAUGCUUUCAGAAAACAAGCAACCACUGAUACAUACGGUUCUUCAUAACUAUGAAGGUUCUAGGCCCUCAUCAUCUGCCAGCAACAGAGGUGAAAAACAAAAAACAGAUUUUAUUAAGAAAAACAUGGAAGCGAUCCAUGAGAUUGCAUCCGCUAAGAGUCCAAAAAACAAUGUGACAUCAAGACCUCGUUCUUUCAUUCUGGACAGUUCGAUUGGACAUGACACUUCCUAUUACGACAACCCAUCCAUUCCUUUUGAACAUGAAGAACUUCGAAAAUCACACUCAACUUUGCUCCGAAAAUUUUCUAGGCGUCAAGGAGUACCAAGGUCGGUUAAUUCAAGAACUGUUUUCAAUCCAAACAACUCUUAUUCGAAAAAUAGCGAAAUGUCCUUCAAGAAUCGACCUCAGUCAGCAAUGUCUCAAAUUCGGUACUCCACCACUCCACGGCAUGUGGAUGUGGUGACAGAAGCUACGGGUGUAAUCCGACCAAAAUCAGCUUUAAACACCAAAUAUACCAAAAAGCAAAAGGAAACACUAUCUGCAAGACCUACUACUGAAGAACCUUUCAAGAAAGCAGCUUUUCUUAACGUCCAAGGAUUCAGCAUCAACUCAACAAAAAUAGUUCAUGAAGGGCAUUAUGAAGACAAUAGAAAACUUCAACGAGGAGCCCCACGGCCAUCACCACCUGAUCAUUGUGUGGUUUUGGCAAAACAUAAUUCUAGGUUUUCCAUUGAGAAUUAA